AAUCCCCUUCUCAUCAGCUGAUCAUGUAUCCUGUGUUUGGAUAAGUUUCUCGAUUUUCUCUCAAAUUUACGUGCUAUCCUUUGGUUUCAAGAUGGAUGAGGGUACAAAGCACCACAAUCCUAACCCUGUCGAGAAUGCAAACUGUCUGUCGAAGGUUCUGUAUUGGUGGUUAAGCCCUCUCUUCAGCAAAGGAGCCAAGAGUGGAAUAGAAAAAGAGGAUUUGUACAAUGUUUGUGAAUGCGACUCAGCGGAUUACCUCACAGAAAAGCUAGGAACAGAGUGGAAGAAAGAAUCAUGCAAGAUCAAAGAGGGGGAAAAUCCAAGCCUACUCCGUGCGUUGUGUCGGGCUUUUGGAAAAAGUUACAUGUUAUUAGGGAUGUUGGUGCUCAUCGAGGAAAGUGUCAAGAUAUUACAGCCCCUUCUCCUGGUGGGCCUCAUCAAAUUCUUCAGCAAUCAGACAACCCUCUUGGACGCGUACCUCUAUGCAGCCGGUGUCAGCAUCUGUGCCAUAUUUCUUGCUGUGUUUCACCACCCGUAUUUCUUUGGGGUGCUCCGUGUCGGGAUGCAGUUGCGUGUGGCUUGUUCAUCACUUAUUUAUAGAAAGUCCUUACGUUUAAGUAACACCGCCAUGAAAGAGACAACUGUCGGCCAGAUAGUCAACUUAAUGUCAAACGAUUGCAACAGAUUUGAUACCGCUGUGAUUUUUAUCCAUUACCUAUGGGUCGGCCCCCUGACAGCCCUUGCAACCCUGGGCAUCCUCUGGUACGAGCUGGGCCCAUCCUGUCUUGCCGGCUUUGCAGUUCUUUUGUUACUAGUGCCAGUACAAUAUAAAAUGGGAAAAUUCUUCACAAAAUUAAGAUUAAAAACAGCAGUGCAGACGGACGAGCGGGUGAGGAUAAUGCACGAGAUCAUAUCGGGCAUGCGCAUCAUCAAGAUGUAUUGCUGGGAACGCAUGUUUGGCACACUGAUCAAGAAAGUCAGAGAACGCGAGAUGAAGCGAGUCCAAUCCAGCUCCUACGCCAAAGCUUGUAACCUCGCACCCUAUUUCGUCUCGCCCAAGUUAUUCGUAUUCUUGACCUUUGUGACCUAUGUUUUUACGGGUCACAUGUUGACAGCAGCCAAAGUAUUCCUCGUCAUCACCUUGUAUAAUACCGUCCGCUUGACCAUGACGCUGUUCCUCCCAUUCGCGAUACAGUUCAACGGAGAGACGAAGGUCACAAUUAAUAGAUUGGAGAAAUUCCUCACGUUAGAUGAACUAGAGCAUGCCGUCUUGGAGAGGAAGAACAGUCUCCGACCCAAACUCUCCGACUGUGGAGUCGUCGUCAAGAAUCUUACAGCAUCAUGGGACAAGACUGGUGAGAACACAACACUUAAAGACAUCAGUUUGAGCGUGAGCACCGGUGAACUGGUGGCAGUCAUUGGACCAGUUGGAUCAGGAAAGUCUUCCCUUUUAAUGGCCAUACUCGGAGAGAUGAUGAAACAGAAAGGAGAGAUCACACUGUUAGGUCACAUUGCAUAUACGUCUCAAGAACCAUGGGUAUUUUCAUCUAGUGUCAAGCAGAACAUCAUCUUUGGACAGGAGUGUGAUCUAGAAAAAUAUGACAGGGUGCUCAAGGCUUGUGCCCUGGAAAAGGAUAUAGAAAUGCUUCCAGACAAAGACCUAACCCUAGUUGGUGAACGCGGCGUGAGUUUGAGUGGGGGUCAGCGAGCCCGAGUGAGUCUCGCUCGAGCAUUGUACCGCAGCGCUGAUAUCUAUCUGUUCGACGACCCACUUAGCGCAGUUGAUUCAGCAGUGGGGAAGCAUUUGUUUGACCAGUGCAUCAAUGGGAUGAUUCGCAACAAGCCACGUAUUCUUGUGACACAUCAACUCCAGUACCUCAAAGUUGCCGACAGGAUUGUGAUCCUCAGGGAUGGUCAAAUAGCAGACACAGGCACAUACAAUGAACUUGCCAAAUCUGGGAUUGACUUUGCGGCUCUACUCAACAUCGAAGAGGAGGAACUUGACCUCUAUGAAGGCGACCCAGAAGAUGAGAAAUUAGUGAAAAAUGUUGUUGAUCUGCCUACACACGAAGAGAUCCAUCUUGAUUAUGUUGGAUCCAUGUUGUCUGUCAAAAGUUUAGAGUUUGAAAUGAAGCCUGAUCAUGUUCCUAUCCAGAAGGAAGAGAAACGAUCUGAGGGCGUGGUGCAAUGGCAUGUGUACAAAGAAUACUUCAAGGCGAGUGGGAGUGGCUUGAAACUCUUCCUGUUGGUCGUGUUGAACAUCUUGGCACAGGUCGCAUACAUCCUUUGCGAUUGGUGGUUAUCAUACUGGGCAGUAAAAGAAGAGCAGCGCCACGCAGCGCAACAACUCCAUGACAAUCUCACGUUCAGCGGAUACAAUCAAACCAACAUCACUGUACCAUAUGUCGAUACAAACGAAUAUAUUUACAUAUUCUCCGGGAUAAUUUUGGCCGUUUUCGUAUUCGGAAUACUUCGUGCUCUACUUAUCUAUAAUGUUUGCGUGAAUUCUGCAAGGACAUUGCAUAACAACAUGUUUGAUAAAAUACUUCGGGCGCCAGUAUUCUUUUUUGAUACGAAUCCUAUAGGGCGUGUUCUGUCCCGGUUUUCAUACGACUUGGGCCUAGUCGAUGAAAAGCUACCAGAUACGUUACAAGAUGUGGUAGUGUGUUUCCUUCUCGGCCUAGGUAUCAUCCUCGUGGCAGGCAUUGUCAACCCGUGGGUGUUCAUCCCCUGCGUACCCCUGGCUAUACUCUUUGUCAUGCUGAGGCAAUACUACAUGAAGUCAUCUAGGGAUAUCAAGCGCCUGGAGGCUGUCACUCGCAGCCCGAUCUAUUCCCACCUGAGCGCCACCCUAAACGGUUUACACACAGUGCGGGCAUACGGCGUUGAAGAGGCGUUCAUUACUGAGUAUCAAAAACAUCAAGACCAACAUACAGAAGCAUGGUACCUCUUCCUGGUGACGACACGAUGGUUUGCCGUACGCCUUGAUUUCCUGUGUUCUGUGUUUGUGUCGAUUGUCUGCUUCUGCAGCGUUUUCUCUGCAAAAUCUCUGGAUGGUGGCCUGGUGGGCCUGUCCGUGACGUACGCGAUUGCAUUGAUGGGCAUGUUCCAGUGGGGUGUCCGCCAGAGUACAGAGGUUGAGAACCAGAUGGUAUCUGUGGAGCGGAUCCUGGAGUAUUCGGCCAUAUCGUCUGAGAAGGCUUUAGAUUCUGACCCAGAGAAGAAGCCGCCCAAGGACUGGCCAUCGGAGGGUACGAUAACGGCAGAUGGAGUGAACUUCCGAUACAGCUCUGACAAUCCACUCGUUUUGAAAGACAUCAAAUUUCACAUCAAAUCAAAAGAGAAGAUAGGGAUCGUUGGAAGAACAGGUGCUGGCAAGAGCUCCCUCAUGGCAAUGCUGUUUCGUAUGGCCGAGCCCUCUGGUGACCUGAAGAUUGACGGCAUACAGAUCACCGAUAUUGGCCUUCAUGACCUGAGGAGGAAGAUUUCUAUCAUUCCACAGGAUCCGACGUUGUUUUCUGGAACUCUGAGGAAGAACCUGGAUCCUUUCAGUCAGUAUGCGGACGUUGAUUUGUGGCGAGCUUUGGAUGAGGUGGAACUAAAACCUGUAAUUGAAGAUCUUCCGGGAAGACUGGAGUGUAGUAUCUCAGAAGGAGGCUCAAAUUUCAGUGUUGGGCAGCGACAGUUGAUCUGUCUGGCAAGGGCGGUGCUACGCAGGAAUAAAAUUCUAGUUAUUGAUGAGGCAACUGCAAAUGUGGACCCAAGAACGGAUGCAUUGAUUCAAGAGACAAUUCGGGCCAAGUUUCAGGAAUGCACGGUCCUGACGAUCGCCCAUCGCCUCCACACAAUCAUGGACUCGGAUCGACUUUUGGUGCUUGAUGAAGGACGGGUAGUAGAGUUUGAUCAACCGCACAGUCUCAUCACAUCGAAGCAAGGCUUCUUCUAUGAUAUGGUACAGAGCACAGGUGACACAGAGGCUUACCAUUUGGAGGAAAUUGCCCGUGUGGCACACGAAGGGAGGAAACCGCAACCAGAAAAAGCAAACAUUUCUGAAAAGAAGGUUUCUGUUACAUCAUCCGUGGAUAAAGUGAUUAUGAAUGGCCCGAAUCAUGUAAGUGAAUCUUUGAGUAGUCCUUGCAGUGAAUCACAUGACCUGUCGUCGAAUCCAGAUUUUGACGAUGAUGAUGUAAAUGAGGAUUCUCCAUUAUUGGCACAUGCCGAUUCAGAGCCGGAUAUUGAUAUUGAUAUUGAUAUGUCGUCAAUACCACUGUCGCUGCAAAGAGAAAUGAAAAUGUUGACGGGUGAGGAGCCGCCGAUACAUGCACCGCCUCCUUCUGGAGCUUGCUCACGAGUCCGGGUCCCAAAGAUACAUGUCACGUCACCAAGUUAUCAUGAUUUACACGGCGAAACCGAAGAAGUCAAAAAUGAUGAAGUUUACCCUAAAACGACAAGUGUUCUGGGCGAUGAUGAACUGAUGCCAAAAAUAACAGUAACAUCGCCGAGUGUUCAAGAUCUCCAUGGAGAUGACUCUGAUGAGGAGGGCCCCACUGGCUCCUCUAGUGGUCAUCCGAAUAACAACAAAAAACGAACUAAUGUUUCUUCGGAUUCUCAUGGUCCUGAAUCAAACACGAGUGUUUCUGACAAGGAGACUGCCGCAAAUGACAACAUGAAACCGAAAAUUACUGUGACUUCACCAAGUCUUAACAAAAUAGCUGAUGAUGGAAAAAAACGGGCAAAGGAUGAUGAUAGCAUGGAUGUACCAAAAAUUACUGUUACAUCGCCUAGUAUACAGGACUUACAUGAUGAUGAUUCCAACGCUGAAAAAGACAAAGCUUCUAAAAAAGGAUUGGAGGAGAGUGGGGAUAGAAACACAAAAAAGCAAGAAACUGAUGAUAUGGGUGUCCCAAAGAUAACCGUGACUUCACCGAGUUUGAACGAUCUUCAAAAUGAUGAGAACGGAAAUGAUGAUGAAACAGACUCGAGUGAGGAAUAUUCUGAUUCCAGUUCAGAAGGUGAGUAUAUUGAAGGGCCAAAAAUAACAGUGACUUCACCAAGUUUUCAGGACUUACAGAAUGAGAAUGAGUGUAAUGGAAACGGGAAGCAUUCGGUUAGUUCAAGUGAUGAGGAAGAUGUGGGGGACAAGGCGCCGUUACUUAAGGAUAUGCCUGCGUCAGCGGUUGUGACCGCAGAUGGCGACGAUAACGAAAAGAUGAACAUGGAUUAUAAUUCUGUGUGUUAGGUUGCCCUUGACUUGAGCAUUUUGUAUAAGUAGAGUGGCCUGAUAGGAUCACAUGGGACAGACAAGGGUUAUACUUUUGUCUGAAAGGUGGCACUCCACAGCAAUGUAUUGCAUUCAAUGAUUUCUGAACACAGAAUUUGGGAUAAGUUCAAUGGUUUGGUCCAAUCAAAAAAUCAGCCAAUCUGAAGGCUCUGUUUUGGGGCUAUUGUUUUGGGAAAACUGAUUCAGAAAUGGGCAAAUAAGUAGAAGUAUAGCCUGAUGGAAUCAAAUAGGAUGAACAUGGAUUAUACACGAUUUGGCUAGUUGGCACUACACGGAUGUAUAGCAUCCGUAGUGUGACCGUCUAGGGAGGCCUGGUCAAAUCAUUCGGGACACUCAUAGAUUACACAGGUGUGAUGUAUUGCAUUUUCAUUAGCAGUUCAUGUAUGGCCUGAUACGGAGAUGAGUCCUAAUAACAUCACUGGAUUAAUUUUCAGUUUUUUCUCGUUUGGUGAACAUGGCUUACAUUUCAGCCAAGGAUUCAAUUUUUAAGCGUGGAGUAUGAUUUUGCCAGCAAUGUUACACUAUUAUACUGGGAGAGAUGGUUUUGGGUAUGACAUUGGAUGUUUUAUGAGAUGGAUUAGUUAUGCACACACAGUGUAAAGUUAACUGCAAUUUGGAAAAACUUUACAGGAAUUUUAAUUUUGCGGUCUGACUUGAUUCGCAAAAUAAACAAGCACAAAAUCAUUUGGUUAAUACAUUAUGCAUUGCAGCUCCUGUAAUUCCGCAAAAUCUGCAUGCAUUAUGCGUAUGAAUACAAAUUGUAAAGUUUGGCGGUAAAAGGUACGCAACCAAAUAUAAAAUGUGCCACAAGUAUUUUCCUUGUUACAGUGUACACAUAGAGGGAGUUCCUAGAUCCAGUCAAAGAACUGCCUGAUAGCGCAUUAACCUCUUGACUACCGGGCCGUUCGAACCGUUCCAUACCGGAGCCUUUUUGGUAUUAUUGUAUACUAUGUGCAGCCACGUGCGUCUGGUAAAACCUCUGUGUUCGCCGCCACCGCAGCACCAUCUAUACGACCUAGUUCGAGUUGGUGGGUAGCAGAUGACAUGCCUACGUCACUAUACACCAAGUGAGUCGAGUCAGAUCAUACCAAACAAUAUACAGAAAGGUCUAUCAUAGCGAGCGGUUGGCGGUAAAAACGUGUAUUUGAUUGCGACCGCUGUAGCGGUCGGCGGUAGUCAAGAGGUUAUGUGAACUCAAAUUGGAUAAGAUAACUUUCUUAUUUCUGGCAUGCAGGGCUGUCACUAUUACAGUAGAACCUCUCUUUGCGGACGCCUCUCUAUUAAGGACAAUAGUUUUGGUCCCAAAUUGUGUGUUUUCAUUCAAUUUGACCUCUUUAAUCAGGACAUCUCUCUAUUAAGGACAGUACUUGUCAGUCCCAAGGGUGUCCUUAAUAGAGAGGUUCUACUGUAAUUAAGUAGUCAAUUAAGUAAAGUGUUCUAUCGCUGACAUAAAGCUGUAAGAUUGCAACAGAAGACGUACAAACUGUGUGUUUAAAACAAAUCAUCGUUAUUUCAAAGCUUUUUGGAUAUGAUUAGAUCACAUUUUGGUAAACAAUUGAUACAAUUUUGUGUAAAACUGACCCAAAAAGUUCAGAUUGUACACCUAAAGUGUACAAAUCUGGAUGGCUGCGGCACAAAUGUAUAUCGUGCAACAAUUAAUGUACAUGUACAUGUACUUGUAUAUUUUUAAACAAUGUAAAACCUGAAGAAAAUGGCAAUAUAAUCAGGUUUUGUUCAUGAUUUUGCAGGCCAUGUUAUCAAAGAAUGAUAUGAAGUGUAAAAUUACAAACACUUUUAUUAUCUCUUUUUGUUGAAGGUUAUAUUUAUGUACAUGCUCUUCGAUCUGAAUUCAAUUUGAAAUGAGUAUUGUUUUGUAUAAAUCAAUGAUAACACUUUGAUAUUGAUAUCAUUUGCCCCAUGUUAACACUUUGACUACCGACUACAAGUUCCUUUACCUCUACGAGUUAGUUAACUCGCAGUAAGGGAAACAGAUUCUAGUGUCACCUUAUCAUUCUAGCAUCAACCAAUGCAUAUUGUAUUGUUAAGGCAGAAUAGUCAUAAAAGAACAGUUAUGAAGGCUCAUUCUUCAUUUACUGGGGAAGAAAAACAUUUUAUUCAAAUCUUGAGCAUUUCAUGCAGGUUGCCAACUAUGAGUUUACUCGUGGUACAAGUUGUCAAUGUCAGUCACGUUAAUUGUUUUGGAAGGCAACCUCUUUCCAAAAAAAUUAAAUUGUCUAUUUUGAAAUAGUGUUCUUAGUGUAUUGGAGCAGAUGUUUUUUAGUUUACUAAAAUCAAUUUUAUCUUCACGAGACUCAAUCUGUCGAGUAAUUAAUCCUAAAGCUAACAAAUAUUGGUGUUAGUUAGGUGAAAGUCCUUCAAUAGGUGUGACGUUUGUGUGUGAUUAUACGGAGGGUGAUGGGGUCUCCUUAUUCACCUUGACUAGGGCGGAGCUGGAAGCAAUGCCCCUGUGGAAACAUGGCAACAAUGACAUGGAAUACUAGCUGAGAAGAUUUUCGCAAACAUGACCUACUGUAGUCGCAAAUUUUGGGAAAAUGUUCUGCAAGCAAAAUUUUUCUGUUCCACAGUAGGCCCCUAUUCUAUCAAUUCAAUACUCGUGAUUUUCACCAGUGCCGAACUAAGUUAGCAAACCCUUUUGACAUACUCUAUCCUUGUGCCAGUUACAAGCAGAUUUGAAUGAAGGUUUUUACCUCCAGAGGUGAAGAGUGAGCCCCAAUGUGUGUUAUAUGCACAGCUUAUGCGUUGCCAACCUACUGUGCAAAAGCUAUGGCAAAUGGUGUAGGCGAAAAAUUUGAGGUUGGCAGUCAAGGUGAUAAUGUGGUGUAUGAGCUCUAUAGGUUUAGUUUUUGCGUUGAAAUACCAUGAGGUAAAACUAUUUGUGCACUAGCGGACGUGCAGAUGACGCAAUCAAAGCAAAGGCUCCAUCGAAGUGUAGGCUCCACUUGAUUUAGGCGUCCAAGUUGAUGUUAUUCUGAAAGCCUACGCCACCUGUUCAAAAUUGAAUUUGAGAUGUUUCAGUGAUGUAAAUAAUACACUUGAAUAUAGAUUUCAGUGUUGCUGUUGUGACUAUUGGUUAACAUUUAUUCUAAAAGUUGGCAUGUGUGGUUUCUGGUUAAUUUCUAUUAACUUGUGGCACAGACAAAAAUAAUAUAAUUGUUGCUCAUGUUCAUGUAUAGAAAAGUGAUAGAGGGUACAUUGUCAUGUGCAAAUUCUGUUAUUUGCAUUCAAGGCAAUUUUUCGAUAUGGCUAGAGAGUUUUUUUACUCUUGAGAAAAUUUUGGGCACAAUUUGACGAUAAAAUUUGUAAUAAAUUUUUAGGUGUGCACAUUAUCAAUAAGGUCUGAAAAUCACUGGUGGCCCAAUGGCUGCUUCACCAAAGCCAGGGAUUUUACUGCGGCAGUGGUGCUCGGGCAGAAUUAUCAUAGUUUUCCUAUUGCAGCAUUUGUGUAUUCCGCCACCCAAAUCUCUGGACCCAGUACAUACAUUUCAGGGAUGUAACAUUUCUGAUUUUAGGGAAAUUUCGGUAUUUUUUGCCUUCUCAAUAGGGUUUGAAAGCAGACAUUAAAAGAUCAUCAUUUUUGCUUUGAUUUUUUUUAAAUUUGGCCAAAAACAAACAUUUUAGAGACAUAUUUUGCAAGGAAGGUCAGUUUUUGGGACAACAGCGCUUCCUCAAAACAAAAUAUAACCAGCAAAAUGCUCCCCUCGAAAUGAAGAAAACUCAUCAAAAAUACAUGCAAGGAAAUUGGGAAUUAUGAGAACAGUACUUCUGUCUAGUCCGUUAGGUGCAUGUUGGCAUCAUUGUGAACUUAGUCGGAUAUCAGAUGUCAGUUGUCAAACUUCAUUUUCAAUUUGAUAUUUUGAUUUCCAUUUGAUAUCUGAUUUUGUUUCGUUUCCCUCUAGGUUCUAGAUGUUCAUCAUUAAGGCUAGGUCCCUGUGGUGGUGGACAUACUGACAAUUGCUUCAAUAGGAGAGAAUAUUAGCUACAUUGUAUAAUAUUAAAGCAGUGGAUGAUCUCUGAUAAUUCCAAUGGUUUUAUCGACAAGAAUUUUGAUUAUUUUCCUGUAAAAUUGAUUGUGAUUUAGCAAAUUUGUUGAUGAACCAGUAUUUGAUUUACGGGUGUGAACAUCGAGUCAUGUUUAUAUUCAGAUUACUUGUUGCUUUGUUGUAUUUCAGCAUUAAUUAUGUAAAUACUUGUUAUACCCUUAUCUAGCUGAAUACAUGUGCAGAAUGGUAGGUUCCCCUAGCAAGGAUACGUUUUCAAGGUCACAGAGGUCAAUUGGCGUAAAUAUGGCAUGUUUCUUAACCGCUAAAGCUAUGAACUUGAAAUUUGUUUCACAUGACCACCUGUAUGAUCAAUAUCAUAGCACACAUAAGAUACCAGAGGACAGUGCACCUCACUCUCAGUAUGUCCAUUUACUUUCUCUUUUUAGAGAAAAGCCGGCAAAUGGUGUUCUUACAGGCUUUGUGUUUCUCUACCUUUAAAUACAUAUUUCAACAGCUGUGUAUUUUUCACAGAUAAUCUUAAUUCAGAACCAUGUGUUUUUUUUGUAUCCACGUAAGGAAAAAAUUGUUGAAGAUUUUUAAAUCAGAAAAGAAAAUUAUUGUAUUAGAAAUUCAACCCUCUGGUUUCUAAUUCACCAGUUGAUGAUCACGUUGUCAUGCAAAAUCUUUCCAGAAUUCACCACACGUGAGCUAUGUAUUAUGUUUCUUCCUGUUCAUAAAGGCAUUUUGAGGUUGAAUUUUUUCUUUGCAUGCGUGAGACCGAAGAAUGCAGGCUCAGCAUUUGGAGACUAUUGGAUCUGGCUUGAUAGUAAGAGGGGCAAGAGACGAGAUCAUUUCACAUUUUAUGGGACACCAUUGCUGGGAGAGCU
Lineus longissimus is the source of this 10169-nucleotide messenger RNA. RefSeq names its product ATP-binding cassette sub-family C member 4-like. Lineage: Eukaryota; Metazoa; Nemertea; Pilidiophora; Heteronemertea; Lineidae. Gene Ontology annotation, cellular component: membrane. Bases 92 to 5239 code for a protein of 1715 amino acids. The record is from RefSeq and is a predicted model, not a curated record. Gene Ontology annotation, molecular function: ATP binding; ATP hydrolysis activity; ABC-type transporter activity. The transcript has 23 exons. Gene Ontology annotation, biological process: transmembrane transport.